AUGCAACGACUCCAUCGAUGCCUCCCCCACAUCCUUCGACCCACAAAUACGCGUUCAUAUGCAACCAAACCUUCUUUGCUCUCGCACUCUCUGGACCAGAAUAAUCAUCCCAAUGACAAGGGAACAUUCCAACUUGGCUUCGGAGUAGGUCAGACCACAGUCAACCGCAAUGAGCGCGUUCCACAGUGGAAGGAACUGUCUACAGCCGGCAAAGUCAACCGAACUGCUGCAAGAACUAGCAAUCUCGGUGUCAUCGUACUUGGCGCCGGUCUCACAGCAAUUCUGCUGUACUCGUUGGGAUCCGACCUUUUCUCGCCCAAUUCGCCCUCUGUUCUCUACGAGGACGCGUGUAAACGAAUUUUAGCCUCAUCCAAGCUAGCUCGUUUCCUCGAUGGAACCCCGCGUUUUCAUCUAGACCCACCAGCAGUUGCCCGACCCAGACAUCGCAAUCGACACGUCUCUUCAACCCUGAGAGUGGACGCGUCAGGACGAGAACAUCUAUUCCUCAAUUUCUACCUCCAAAGUCACCCCCAAUCACCCUCUUUCCUCGAGUCUACGCAGACCUGGACUCAAGACAAGUUCCAUCUGUUAACUGAACUGUCCUGGGAUGAGGUACUUGAUCGGAGUAGGCAAUCCGCUUUGGCUGCAUGGAAUAGAGCCAAGGCUGCCGCAAGAUAUCUGAGUGGGACGCCAUCGCCACCCCCACCUGAUGCUGGACCCACCGACACCAAAAAGGAAGCAGCGCCGACACCGGUGCGGAGCGGAUUUAUGGACCUAUUCUCUUCAUUACGGAGACCGAGAGGCACAGUUACGGAAGCAAAGGCACAGAUUGAAGCCCACGGUCAGUUCAAUGAGGGGGAGGUUCAUGUUGCCUUUGUCAGAAACAUGAAUGGGGACUUUGUACUGCGGUAUAUCAUUGUGGAAUUGCCCAACUCAAAAAGCAAGGACGCCGUUCGGGUAUUUGUUGAGAGGGCACCUGGCGUUCGCGACACGGAACCCGUUCUGCAAUGGUCACCCUCGCAGCAUUAA
Messenger RNA from Mycena indigotica, 1029 nucleotides. RefSeq lists its product as uncharacterized. Gene Ontology annotation, cellular component: TIM23 mitochondrial import inner membrane translocase complex. Bases 1 to 1029 code for a protein of 342 amino acids. The transcript has 4 exons. The record is from RefSeq and is a predicted model, not a curated record. Gene Ontology annotation, biological process: protein import into mitochondrial matrix. NCBI's taxonomy places the organism in Eukaryota, Fungi, Basidiomycota, Agaricomycetes, Agaricales, Mycenaceae.